Plasmopara halstedii is the source of this 369-nucleotide messenger RNA. Its product is annotated as pre-mrna branch site p14-like protein. Bases 1 to 369 code for a protein of 122 amino acids. Lineage: Eukaryota; Oomycota; Peronosporomycetes; Peronosporales; Peronosporaceae. The transcript is spliced from 2 exons. Gene Ontology annotation, cellular component: nucleus; ribonucleoprotein complex; cytoplasm. Gene Ontology annotation, molecular function: mRNA binding. The record is from RefSeq and is a predicted model, not a curated record.
AUGUCUGCACAUGUCCGCCGAGGCAACGCUCGCCUUCCACCUGAGGUGAAUCGUGUGUUGUACGUGCGUAAUCUUCCAUUUAAGAUCUCGUCCGAAGAAUUGUACGACAUUUUUGGCAAGUAUGGGGCCAUCCGACAGAUUCGGUUAGGUGUUAAUAAUGACACUAGGGGUACAGCUUUUGUCGUCUACGAAGAUAUUUACGAUGCCAAGAAUGCAGUAGAUCAUUUAUCGGGCUUUAAUGUCUGUGGUCGAUACCUCAUUGUGCUUUACUAUCAAGCCAACAAAAUGCAGCAGCGCAAAACGGCGGUGGACAUUAAUAAACAAAAGCAAGAGCUACAGGAUCUUAAAGAUAAAUACGGCGUUGAGUAA